CUGUAAACAGGCAGUCAGGUUUUGGAUUUCCCCAAGGCUGGUCACGGGAACAUUUUCUAAAAUCGUCUAAAAAGAGCUUCAAAGGUUAAUAGUGAUCGAUCACCCGUGGAACUUUCAACUAAAGUGAUUUGGGGACCACUGACCAUGGCGUUGGCACAGAGCAGUAAUGUCUCUACUGAUAUAGAGAGCUGCAUGGUUUGCAUGGAGGACUACACUGCGGAGGGGCCCCAGAAGCCGCGGAUAUUGGCUGCCUGCUUACACACCUUUUGUGAAGUCUGUCUGGAGAAGCUCGGAGAGGGAAGCAAUUAUAUGAUCUUGUGCCCCGCAUGUCACGAACUAAAUAUUCUAUUAAACAGGGAUGGGAUCCAGUCUCUGCCCAUUAACACCAGGGCGCCCUGCUUCUUAAACAUAGAAGCAGCCGUAGGGGAACACAACAUUUUGGCAUUCAUUGAUCCAGAUGUUCCAUCCUGCCCAGUCUGCGGGAGCAUCACGCUAUUUGACCCCUUCGGUCAGACAUCAUUCAGUGCCACACUUGUAAGUGGGUGAGUGGAGAUAUGCUGCAAAUCCCAGAAUGGAAUGGGUUAACCAAUCAGACCUCAGUACAGAAAAACAGUAACAGAACAUUACAUCAGAUGAUAACACAGGGAACCCAAACACAGAAUACAGCGCCCCCAUCUGGCUGUAGGAAGAGUGUGUCCCGCAGAAUGAUCAACUACCUGAGGUAAGUUAGACAUUCAGCAGCUGCCGCACCUGUUGAGUACAAAAAUAUUGGAGGCCAGGCCACACGAGGGGCCCUCAGGAAAUGAUCAGCCUCCUGUAGGGCACAGCUAUAUUCUGCAGGAGAAUUAGGGUGCUGACUGCAUUGGGGUUCAGGGGAAGACUUUGUACAGGUAAAGCAGGCAGUGGGGUACAGGCAAAGGAUAGAGUGGUGUGCAGGCAAAGGGUGUAGUGGGGUAGAGGCGAAGGAUUGAGUGGGGUACGGUUGAAGGAUAGAGUGGGGUUCAGGCAAAUGAUGUAGUCGGGUACAGGCAAAGGAUGGAAUGGGGUACUGGCAAAGGAUGGAAUGGGGUAGAGGCAAAGGAUGUAGUGGGGUACAGGCGAAAGAUGUAAUAGGGUUGUGGCGAUGGGUGUAGUGGGGUACAGGCGAAGGAUGGAAUGGGGUACAGGUGAAAGGAUGGAAUGGGGUACAGGCAAAGAAUGUAGUGAGGUACAGGCGAAGGAUGGAAUGGGGUACAGGUGAAAGGAUGGAAUGGGGUACAGGUGAAAGGAUGGAAUGGGGUACAGGCAAAGAAUGUAGUGGGAUACAGGCGAAGUAUGUAGUGGGGUACAGGCGAAAGGAUGGAAUGGGGUACAGGCAAAAGGAUGAAACAAGGCACAGGCAAAGGAUAUAGUGGGGUACAGGUGAAAGGAUGGAAUAGGGUACAGGCAAAGGAUGGAAUGGGGAACAGGCAAAGGAUGUAGAGGGGUACAGGCGAAGGAUGGAAUGGGGUACAGGCAAAGGAUGUAGUGGGGUACAGGCGAAGAAUGUAGUGGGGUACAGGCAAAGGAUGUAGUGGUGUACAGGCAAGGGAUGGAAUGGGGUAGAGGCAAAGGUUGUAGUGGGGUACAGGUGAAGGAUGGAAGUGGGUACAGUGGAGUGGUGUCAGGGUGAGAUGGAAAUGUCAAUGAAAAGGCGAUUUGCAUAUAAAUGGUUCCAUAGGGUAAUUCACAGAAUUGCUCAUCAAGUCCAAUACAUACUCCAUCAAUGUAAUCUCCCACCAACCCAAUCUCCCCGUCAAUCCAAUCUCCUACCACUCCAAUGUCCCCGUCAAUCCAAUCUCCUUAUCAACCCAAUCUCCCACCAAUCAAAUCUCCCCAUCAAUCUAAUCUGCCACCAAUCCAAUCUCCCCUACAAUCCAAUCUCCUACAAAUCCAAUCUCCCCGUCAAGCCAAUCUCCUACCAAUCUAAUCUCCCCGUCAAUCCAAUCUCCUACCAAUCCAAUCUCCCCGUCAAUCCAAUCUCCUACAAAUCCAAUCUCCCCGUCAAUCCAAUCUCCUACCAAUCCAAUCUCCCCGUCAAUCCAAUCUCCUACCAAUCUAAUCUCCCCGUCAAUCCAAUCUCCUACCAAUCUAAUCUCCCCGUCAAUCCAAUCUCCUACCAAUCAAUCUCCCCGUCAAUCCAAUCUCCUACCAAUCCAAUCUCCCCGUCAAUCCAAUCUCCUACCAAUCCAAUCUCCCCGUCAAUCCAAUCUCCUACCAAUCCAAUCUCCCUGUCAAUCCAAUCUCCUACCAAUCUAAUCUCCCCGUCAACCAAUCUCCUACCAAUCCAAUCUCCCCGUCAAUCCAAUCUCCUACCAAUCUAAUCUCCCCGUCAAUCCAAUCUCCCAAUCUCAAUCUACCAAUCCAAUCUCCCGUCAAUCCAAUCUCCUACAAUCUAAUCUCGUCAAUCCAAUCUUUACCAAUCCAAUCUCCCCGUCAAUCCAAUCUCCUACCAAUCCAAUCUCCCGUCAAUCCAAUCUCCUACCAAUCCAAUCUCCCCGUCAAUCCAAUCUCCUACCAAUCUAAUCUCCCCGUCAAUCCAAUCUUUUACCAAUCCAAUCUCCCCGUCAAUCCAAUCUCCUACCAAUCCAAUCUCCACGUCAAUCCAAUCUCCUACCAAUCCAAUCUCCCCGUCAAUCCAAUCUCCCCGUCAAUCCAAUAUCCUACCAAUCCAAUCUCCCUGUCAAACCAAUCUCCUACCAAUCUAAUCUCCCCGUCAAUCCAAUCUCCUACCAAUCUAAUCUCCCCGUCAAUCCAAUCUCCUACCAAUCCAAUCUCCCCGUCAAACCAAUCUCCUACCAAUCCAAUCUCCCUGUCAAUCCAAUCUCCUACCAAUCUAAUCUCCCCGUCAAUCCAAUCUCCUACCAAUCCAAUCUCCCCGUCAAUCCAAUCUCCUACCAAUCCAAUUUCCUACCAAUCCAACCUCUCCGUCAAUCCAAUCUCCUACCAAUCCAAUCUCCCCGUCAAUCCAAUCUCCUACCAAUCCAAUCUCCCCGUCAAUCCAAUCUCCUACCAAUCCAAUCUCCUACCAAUCCAAUCUCCCCAUCAAUACAAUCUGCCACCAAUCUCCCCGUCAAUCUAAUCUGCCACCAAUCCAAUCUCAUCUCCCAUCAAUCCAAUCUCCCCGCCUGUGACGGACCGCCGUCACUAAGUACCAUGCCCACUGCAUAUUUGUGUGUUUUCCCUUGUAUCGUGUGGUCCCUCAGUGUUUCCCAAGGUAUUCCUAUGCCUUUCAUGUGUUGUGCCUGUAUAUGCAGCAGCUCUGUAAAGUAUAGAAGUGAAAUGUAUUGCUGUCUGUGUCUCUCCCCUUUCCCCCCUCCUUUUUCCCGUCACAGCAGGGACACAGAGACACUGCCAGCCCAGUUUAACCUAGAUGCAUUGUCCUUCCUCCCUUCCCCUUCAGCUUCUUGGGAUUGAAACCCCUGUGGUUUUUGUGUUGGAGACCCCAUGUAGGGGUCUGUCUCUGUAAAAACCAUGUGCACAAAAAACAAAGUCAGUCAGUGUUGUAACCACCAGGACUGUUUUUCAUCCAGUUACUGGGGGGAAAAUGGAUGCCUGCUUGUUGUAAGGGUUCCUGAACGGCUGAAGGAAGGGAAAUAACGGAGGUAACUGGCUGAGUUACCUGUGGAUCCGCUACACUGUCAAGCUAAUCUCCGCUCUUCAUGCAGGCGCUAAACCUUCCUCAUAGAGAUGCAUUGGCACAGGAGCUUGUGUCUGAUCUUCCCUUAAUACCUGACACAUUUCACCACCUUUCAACAAGCUUUCACCUUCAGAGUUAUUUACUAAAGAACUGAAAGUUGGUUCAGAUUGAAGGGCAGAGCGGCCGAUCUGGAAACAUAGCUGGCUUAGAGAAUGUUCUCAAUUCAGCUAUUUUUACCUUAAUUUGAAAUCCGCUUUGAAUUCUCACUUAAGUGAAAAAAACGAUAGUUUCCAUACGGUCACGUGCAAAGCAGACAAGGGAUGCACUACGGCAGUUACAGGAUCAAAUGGGUGAAUCUACCCAGAAUGGUGACCUAGUCCUCCUACGAUUGGGGACAGAGGGGUAUUCACUGCAGUGGGAAUCGCUGGAAUUCAUUUAUAGUGAAAUUCACAUUCUCGGACCAAAUAACCAAAUUGGGAAAAUUCCCCACGUCAGCUCUGUUUUUAAUUCGUCCGCUUCUGCCCAGAAUCUGAAAUUCACGUUAAAUCCACUUUGAAUUAUCAGCAGUUCAUACUUUAUUGAAUAACCUUGGCAGACGGUAAUGAUUACUGUAGGGACAGAAUAUCCUCUCAGGGGUAGAUACUUCGCUCUGAGGCAGCUGAAGGUGAUCCAAUGUUAGAAACAGAUUAUUUUAUAUUUUCUAAACGUGUAAUUACUUUACGUAACACACCAGGAAUGGAGGUAUUUUGUUUAGAUAUUAAAAUGAGCUAUUUAUUUGUUUAUCACUGCCUCUUCUUUGAUUAGACCCGGAGGUAAUUGUUUAACUUCAGCUUAUAACACUAAAGUCAUUUCUGUGAUUUGUGUUUUAGGAAACGUUUGUCAUUGCGCUGACACGACUUUUCAGAAGACGAUAUGAAACAGAGAAGAGAAACACCUGUUAAUUAAUAUAUUGGAAGGAAGAUCAAUGUUACCACCAGCUUUAUAUCGGUUAUUGAUAUUGGGUUUUACAUAGUAUUUUUAGCAUAGUAUCUUUCAAAAACAAAUAAAAUCAUGAAAAAAAAGUGUUAAAGACAGCUCAGUCUAAAUAUCUGGAUUGAAUCAGGAUCUAAGCAGGAAAAAUCUGUCCCUGUCUCCUCGCCUUCUGCAAACACCGGAUUCAAACCUACAGUCAGUCUUCGAAUCUCCCCCACAGUCCCUCCAGCUACAAUCGCACCCCGCUGCUCCCCAUUAAUAUAACCACCCCCCUGCUGCUACCUAUUAAUAUAACCAUCCCCCCACUGCUCCCCAUUAAUAUAACCACCCCCCUGCUGCUUCCCAUUAAUAUAACCAUCCCCCCACUGCUCCCCAUUAAUAUAACCAUCCCCCUGCUCCCCAUUAAUAUAACCACCCCUGCUGCUCCCC
Messenger RNA from Pelobates cultripes (western spadefoot toad), 5059 nucleotides. The record is from the annotation of a GenBank genome assembly. NCBI's taxonomy places the organism in Eukaryota, Metazoa, Chordata, Amphibia, Anura, Pelobatidae.